Ochotona curzoniae (black-lipped pika) is the source of this 2438-nucleotide messenger RNA. RefSeq names its product purinergic receptor P2Y2 (gene P2RY2). NCBI's taxonomy places the organism in Eukaryota, Metazoa, Chordata, Mammalia, Lagomorpha, Ochotonidae. Gene Ontology annotation, biological process: positive regulation of mucus secretion; phospholipase C-activating G protein-coupled receptor signaling pathway; blood vessel diameter maintenance. Gene Ontology annotation, molecular function: A1 adenosine receptor binding; G protein-coupled purinergic nucleotide receptor activity; G protein-coupled UTP receptor activity. The coding region runs from base 510 to 1646 and encodes 378 amino acids. The record is from RefSeq and is a predicted model, not a curated record. The transcript has 4 exons. Gene Ontology annotation, cellular component: plasma membrane.
GGGCCAAGGGGCUUGGGGGACCGGGCCGCCCGCAGGGACCGGGUCGCAGGGGACUGUCGGGCGCGACCCGCGAACCCGGCGCGGGUGGUGACUCGCGAAGCUCCUGGGAGCGCUGGGUUCCCGGGGCCGGACUCCGAGCCGGCAGGAACGAAAAGCCGGGCGGUGUGGAACGCCGUGGGUUGGCGGCUGAACUUGGUCUUGCUGGGAGCGUCGAUCUCGUCAGCCUGCGAGCUGUCCCCCGCCCGCUUCCUGCUUUGGGACUCUCUCACUAGCCCAGGGUCACAGACUGGGAGGAGGAAAGCUAAGGCACAGGGAGCCCCCUGUGGCUGUGGCACCACCUGCCCUGGAAAAUGUUGGAGGCUGAACCUGGCAAGAGGCCGACGGACCUGUUUUUCCUGUUUUCUGCAGAGGUCCCUGCAGCGGGUCCAGGCAGGUGCAUUCAUGAGUGAGGAAUCCAAGCCGGCGCUGAGCAUCCUACCAGCCAGAGCGCACAGGGCCCGGUCAGGGUGAUGGCGUUGGCGAGCCCGGGCCCCUGGAACAGCACCCUCAAUGACACUUGGGAAGGAGACGAGCUGGGCUACAAGUGCCGUUUUGACGAGGACUUCAAGUACGUGCUGCUGCCCGUGUCAUACGGCGUGGUGUGUGUGCUGGGAUUGUGUCUGAAUGUGGUGGCGCUCUACAUCUUCCUGUGCCGUCUCAAGACCUGGAACGCGUCCACCACCUACAUGUUCCACCUGGCGGUGUCUGACGCGCUCUACGCAGCCUCCCUGCCGCUGCUCGUCUACUACUAUGCUCGCGGCGACCACUGGCCCUUCAGCACGGUGCUCUGCAAGCUGGUACGCUUCCUCUUCUACACCAACCUGUACUGCAGCAUCCUCUUCCUCACCUGCAUCAGCCUGCACCGCUGCCUGGGUGUGCUGCGGCCCCUGCUCUCCCUGCGCUGGGGCCGGGCGCACUACGCCCGCAGGGUGGCCGCCGGGGUAUGGCUGCUGGUGCUCGCCUGCCAGGCCCCUGUGCUCUACUUCGUCACCACCAGCACCCGCGGGGACCGCAUCACCUGCCACGACACCUCGGCACCUGAGUUGUUUGGCCACUUCAUGGCCUACAGCUCCGUCAUGCUGGGCCUGCUCUUUGCCGUGCCCUUCGCUGUCAUCUUGGUAUGUUACGCUCUCAUGGCCCGGCGGCUGCUGCAGCCUGCUCAUGGCACCAGGGGAGGCCUGCCGCGGGCCAAGCGCAAGUCGGUGCGCACCAUCGCUGUGGUGCUGACCGUCUUUGUCAUCUGCUUCCUGCCCUUCCACGUCACCCGCACCCUCUACUACUCCUUCCGCACCCUGGACCUCAGCUGCCACACACUCAAUGCCAUCAACAUGGCCUACAAGGUCACCCGGCCUCUAGCCAGUGCCAACAGCUGCCUCGAUCCCGUGCUCUACUUCCUAGCUGGGCAAAGGCUCGUCCGCUUUGCCCGCGAUGCCAAGCCCCCCACAGACCCCAGCCCAGACCCCCGGGCUCACCGCAGGCUGGGCCUGCACCGGUCCAACAGGACAGACACCAAGAGGACAGAAGAAGUGUCAGCCAGCAGUGAAGACUCCAGGCAGACGGCAUCCACACCUGCUGAGAGCGAGAGCAGCAGGGACAUCCGGCUGUAGGCCCUGGGUGCCUUGGCUGUGCACAUUUACACAAGGGGACCUGUGGGGCACCAGGGCUUGGGCAGCUGGAUGGAGGGCUACUGGGGACUCACCGUGGUGACCAGACCCUGGGGCCUGUCCUUUGGCAGGGUCAGUGAGUCAGAGGGAUCCCCAGUCAACCCCUGCACAUGUGCAUGGGGGAACGAGGGUUCAUGGGAAGUAAGUGUGCAGGGCUGGUGCCACCUGACUUCCAUACCAGAAGCUACUCCGGCCAGCUCAAGUCAGAGGGAGAGUCAGGCAGGAGAGGGAGGUGUCCUCCCAAGGUCACACGUUGGAUUCAAGGCCUGAGCUCGCCAGAGUGGUGGCUCAGAGGAUCCCAGUCAGUGGUUAGGACUGAACUCCUGUGGUGGCAUGGGCCAGGACUGAGUGCCAUGGUGGGCUCAGGCCUCAAGGGUGGAUAUCUGGGGAUUCCCCAGGGCCGACAUCAAGGCUGUAACUUACACUAAAGUUGGGCUGCCUGCUGAGCUGCUGCCUGUCGCUGGUGAAGGACAGGGGCUGGGCCUGGGCAGCUGUCACCAUCCACACUAGGCUCCUCCCAGCUUGUUCUCUCCCACUGCCACCUGCCUUCCUCCCAACUGCUCCAGGGAUGCCUCACCCCAGGAAUCCCUUUCCAGACCCCAGGUCACCACUACUUUAAAGCCGCCAGUGCUUGACACUGCUCUGGGCAUAGGGAAGUAUCGCAUGGGUCACAUCCUUGGUGCUCCCUGGCUUAGGUGACUGCGGUCAGGUGCUGGUAAAUGUUAGACUAUUUAA